Brienomyrus brachyistius is the source of this 917-nucleotide messenger RNA. RefSeq names its product glutaredoxin 5 homolog (S. cerevisiae) (gene glrx5). Lineage: Eukaryota; Metazoa; Chordata; Actinopteri; Osteoglossiformes; Mormyridae. Bases 146 to 619 code for a protein of 157 amino acids. The transcript is spliced from 2 exons. The record is from RefSeq and is a predicted model, not a curated record.
GAGGCUUUCUUCAGCCAAUCGCAGCGUUGUGUUUCUCUCUAGUUGUAGUUCUGGGCGAAUGUCGUGGUAUUCAGUCUAGACUUCUAUCAGUUUAUAUAACUCGGUGCAAUUUUGAGAGGCGGCCUGUUAUAUUUUAAAGAGAAGGAUGAGCGGGCUGUUUAGAUCAGUGUUUCGAGCUGUGCAGCUGGGUUCAGCGACCUGUCGACCGAAGAAUUUUGAUGGCCAUGUGUCGGUAGUCUCGGCCCGACUCUUCUGUGCCUCUGCUGGGCAGAAUGAUCUUGCUGAAAUGGUGAAGAAGGACAAAGUUGUGGUUUUUAUAAAAGGGACUCCAGCUCAGCCCAUGUGCGGCUUCAGCAACGCCGUGGUCCAGAUUCUGCGGAUGCACGGGGUGGAAAAUUACGCUUCGUAUAACGUGCUCGAAGACCAGGAUCUUAGGCAAGGAGUCAAGACUUUUUCCAAUUGGCCGACGAUCCCACAAGUGUUCUUCAAUGGAGAGUUCGUCGGCGGUUGCGAUAUUCUCCUUCAGAUGCACCAGAAUGGAGACCUGGUAGAAGAGCUGAAGAAAUUGGGGAUCCGUUCCGCCCUUUUAGAUGUCCAGAAUGAUGAGAAAUCCAAGUAGAACUAUAAGGGUUGAUGAUAAUAGCUGCCAGAUUUGGGGAAAAAACAUUACAUCUUUACUCCAGUAUUAUUGGAGGUAAAACUUUUGAUGAUCCAGGUGCUGGGAAAAUGAUGUCAAGCUGUAUGUUGUAUGUUCCCACAGUUCACACUUUAAGAGAACAAAAUAAAUCGUAUAUAUUUUGCUUCUACAUAUUGAAUUUUUCAGUAACUCAAUGCACUGUGUAUAGAAGAUAUUGUAAAAUGAUACAUGUGUUUCAUAAGUCAGCUCUUUAUAUUAAUAAAAUAUUUCAAUGUGCAAC